AUGGAGUCGUCUAGCAGCUGCGGCCUCGGCGGCUGCCGGCCUCGCUGCCUGCAGCCGCUGCGCAGCGUCAAGGUGUUCAUGAUGCUGCUGACGCUGACCUUCAUCGGUGCCGACGGCUUCUCGGGCUACCUCGUCGGCUGCAUCACGACGAUCGAACGGCGCUUCGAGUUCUUGAGCAAGCAGUCGGGCCUGCUCAUGACGAUGAACACGCUCGCGUUCGUCGUCUCGAUCAUCUUCACGAGCCACGUCGGCAGGGCGCACAAGCCGCUCGCGAUCGCCGUCGGAUGCGUCGUCAGCGCCGUCGGCAUCCUCGUCACCAUGGCGCCGCACUUCGUCUUUGGAUCCGGUGUCGACGACACCGAGGCGACGGUCCCCACGGCAACCGUCGCCGUGGCAGCGAAAGACGGCGACGGCCACUCGACGUGCUUCGGCGGCAACGGCACAGAGGAUGCGGGCGACUGCGGCGACGACGGCAACGCCAACGAGAUCGCGUACGCGAUGAUGUGCGUCGGCGAAGCGAUACGCGGCGUCGGCAGCUCGAUCUUCUUCACGCUUGGCUUCGCUUACGUCGACGACAACGUCGGCCGUUCCUACGCUCCCUUCUACCUCG
This is a messenger RNA of Priapulus caudatus, 610 nucleotides long. Its product is annotated as solute carrier organic anion transporter family member 4A1-like. Gene Ontology annotation, cellular component: membrane. Lineage: Eukaryota; Metazoa; Priapulida; Priapulimorpha; Priapulimorphida; Priapulidae. The transcript has a single exon. The record is from RefSeq and is a predicted model, not a curated record. Gene Ontology annotation, biological process: transmembrane transport; sodium-independent organic anion transport. The annotation marks the transcript as partial.